This is a messenger RNA of Soboliphyme baturini, 276 nucleotides long. The record is from the annotation of a GenBank genome assembly. NCBI's taxonomy places the organism in Eukaryota, Metazoa, Nematoda, Enoplea, Dioctophymatida, Soboliphymatidae.
AUGCAGACAAUAAAAUGCGUUGUCGUGGGUGACGGGGCCGUCGGAAAAACGUGUCUGUUGAUAUCAUAUACGACGAACAAGUUCCCUUCUGAAUAUGUUCCAACUGUGUUUGACAACUAUGCAGUAACAGUGAUGAUUGGCGGCGAGCCGUAUACAUUGGGUCUUUUCGACACUGCUGGUCAAGAAGAUUACGACCGUCUUCGCCCUCUGUCUUAUCCACAGACAGAUGUGUUCUUGGUUUGCUUUUCUGUCGUACAGCCAUCCAGUUUUGAGAAU